AUGAGCAACCGUGCAAGGCUGAAAGAACUUGGAAUUCCUGAUACAUACAAUGAACUUGUGAACGCAAAUUCCAUUCUUAAUAACAAGAAGAAGCCAACUUUUAGAAAUAGUGAAGAUUCAGAAUCUGAGUAUCUCCCUAGUGAAGAAGAUUUGGUUGAUGAUGACAGUGUUAAGGGCUCGAAGGGUAGUAACAUGAGGACUACAAACAUGCGUAGUGCUGGAAUCAUGCAGCGCUCUAAGAGAGUUUUUGCAGAGCAAGAAUCUAUUAGAAUUACAAGGUCAAAGAAAACCACUUCCCAACCUGAUGCAACUCUUUCACCAACUGAUAUCCAUGUGCCAUCUCCAACUCUAUCUCGUGUCAACCAAGCCUCAGAAGUGUUUGGCAACAUUGAUGGCCACACCCAAGCUAUAGUUGAAGCUGAUGGUCCUGCUCAGUUUGUUGAGAACACCGACAUUGCUAAUAGAGAUAUUGAGAGCACCCAAGUUGAUGACAGCAUGGCCAAUCGAGGUGAAGCUAUUACUGAGCCUAGUGUAGAUGUACAACUAGGUGAAAAUGAUAGAUGGGAAAGGGGAGUAAAUAUGGGACAUGGUCUCCAUAGGCUGAACCGAGCUAUGCGUGGAAAACUACCAGUUGUCAUUCCUGAGGGGAGGAUAAGGCCUGUGGCACCUCUUGCUGCUGCUAAGUUUGCAACUGAAUGCAACAUUGCAGUCAGGAACCAUGUGCCGGUGUACAAGCAUUGGAAGGAUUACAAGGACCAGGCUAGCCUCUUUAACCUAUUUACAGAUAAACUUAGUGCAAAGUUUGAUAUCAACACAAAUGAUGAACCAGUCAAAAAGGCUUGUUCCCAAAUGAUGAAAAUUGCAGUUCGGCAACAACGAUACAAACUUAAAAAAAAAUACUUUGAUCCUUUUCCACUUCAUUUGGUGACAAAAACGUCGCCAAUCAGAUCGAUGACAGAUAAACAGUGGAAUGACCUUGUGGAAUAUUGGAAGAGCCCAAAAAAGAUGGAGAUAUCUCAAAAGAACAAAGACAACCGCUCCAAAGUUAAAUUUCAUCAAACAACUGGAUCUCGUAGCUAUAUGGUUCAUGUAGAAAAUUUGGAAGAUAAGGACAACGGUCAAAAGUUUGAUGCAUUAGAUUUGUUUAAAGAGUGUCACUACAGCAGAAAGAAGAAAUGCUACACACCUAACGUGCAACAAGCUAUAACUCAGAUGGAAAACAAGUGCUCUACACUAACAGAAGGUGAAGAAUCUAUGUCUGUUACAGAAGUUGUAGCUAAUGUGCUUGCUGAAAAUACAAAGAAGAAUGUGUUCCUUCAAAAUGUGGGGAUACAAAAUGUUGGUUGUAGGUCCAGUUUAAGAAAUAUUGAAGCACAACUAGAAGUGGAGAAGAGGGCAAAUAGUGAUCUUAGAUCUGUUGUUACUGCUCAGCGUGAACAAUUGGAUGUGCUGUUGAAGCAAAUGCAAGAAACCGAAGAAUCUAGGAUCAGGGAGCAAGAGGAGGUGAAGAAGAGGCAAGCUGAGAUGGAAGCAAAGCUUCAACUUCUGCUGAGUCAGGUUCAUCCAAGUUAG
Molecule: messenger RNA, 1572 nt
Organism: Panicum hallii
Lineage: Eukaryota; Viridiplantae; Streptophyta; Magnoliopsida; Poales; Poaceae
Exons: 8
Coding region: 1-1572 (523 amino acids)
Source: RefSeq, a predicted model, not a curated record